Molecule: messenger RNA, 691 nt
Organism: Phymastichus coffea
Lineage: Eukaryota; Metazoa; Arthropoda; Insecta; Hymenoptera; Eulophidae
Gene: mRpS24
Product: small ribosomal subunit protein uS3m
Exons: 3
Coding region: 185-691 (168 amino acids)
Biological process (GO): translation
Cellular component (GO): mitochondrion
Source: RefSeq, a predicted model, not a curated record
CAUGCGCCGGAGCCAGGGUAGAUGAUCUGAAGAUAGUUAAAAAACGAUCUUGAAGGACUUGAAGCAAGCUCUUCAAUUCCGCCCGAUUACAAUCUGAGUGUUUAUAAUUUAUAUACUUGUAUUUUUAAACACUGAAAAUUAAAUGAUUUGCGAAUAAAAUUGUUACAAUAAACAGUGUACGAAAAUGACUUUAUUCACUAAUUUAAAUAAUGUCAAGAUACUCCAAGAAAUUUUAAAGUCAUUCAUUAUACAACGAUGUAUUCAUGUUAGCUCAACAAUAAAUAGAGUUCAAUCAGGUCGAUACAGAGUAACUUUAAAAAAGAACAGACCAUUAACAUAUGAAAUGGCAUACAAACCAAAUGAAAUAGCAAGCAAAAAAUCAUGGAACUCUUGGAAUACAUCAAAUAUUGAUAAUGGAAAUAGGCCUAUGGAAAGUGCCAUAGAAGACAUGUUCAUAAGAAGAUUCAUGAUUGGAACUUGGCAUUCACUUUUUCUUAGUGAAAUAUUAAUUAAACGACAUCAUAAUUUAGUUAGAAUAGCUGGUGUUAUAAGACAGGGCUUUGACCCAAGAAAAAUUUAUUUUUUAACUGGUUAUACUGAAGAACUUCUUAGUUAUUAUUUACAUUGUCCUGUUAAAAUAGAAAUACAGACUAUAGAAAACAAAGAAAAUAUUAUUUAUAAAUAUAUAUAA